Messenger RNA from Pipra filicauda (Wire-tailed manakin), 2339 nucleotides. It is a transcript of the gene BTRC, whose product is annotated as beta-transducin repeat containing E3 ubiquitin protein ligase. Gene Ontology annotation, molecular function: protein dimerization activity. Bases 81 to 1967 code for a protein of 628 amino acids. The record is from RefSeq and is a predicted model, not a curated record. The transcript is spliced from 16 exons. Lineage: Eukaryota; Metazoa; Chordata; Aves; Passeriformes; Pipridae.
GGGGCAGCGCAGGUUCCCGUCUGCGCUGGCUGCGGCCUUCACCGAGCGGGGGGGCGGCCCCGGCCCGGCCCCGCGGGACCAUGGACCCGGCCGAGGCCGUCCUGCAGGAGAAGGCGCUCAAGUUCAUGCCCCGAAUACACAUGCCAAAAGAUGGAUUCCAACUUAUAUCUUCUGGAUACCAAGCAUGGCUAAAGCAGUGCUCUAUGCCCAGAUCUCUGUGGCUGGGCUGCUCCAGCCUGGCGGACAGCAUGCCCUCGCUGCGAUGCCUGUAUAACCCAGGGACUGGCGCACUCCCAGCUUUCCAGAAUUCCUCUGAGAGAGAAGACUGUAAUAAUGAUGAGCCCCCUAGGAAGAUCAUUCCUGAGAAGAAUUCACUUAGACAGACCUACAACAGCUGUGCCAGACUGUGCUUAAACCAGGAAACAGUGUGUCUAGGAAGCACUGCUAUGAAGACUGAAAAUUGUGUGGCCAAAACUAAACUUGCCAAUGGCACUUCCAGUAUGAUUGUGCCCAAGCAAAGAAAGUUGUCUGCAAGCUAUGAGAAGGAGAAGGAACUCUGCGUGAAGUAUUUUGAACAGUGGUCCGAGUCUGACCAGGUGGAGUUUGUGGAGCACCUCAUCUCCCAGAUGUGUCACUACCAGCAUGGACAUAUAAACUCAUACCUCAAACCCAUGUUACAGCGGGACUUCAUCACUGCGCUGCCAGCUCGGGGAUUGGAUCACAUUGCUGAGAACAUUCUGUCAUACCUGGAUGCCAAAUCGUUGUGUGCUGCUGAGCUGGUGUGCAAGGAGUGGUACCGGGUGACGUCGGACGGCAUGCUGUGGAAGAAGCUCAUCGAGAGAAUGGUCAGGACAGACUCCCUGUGGAGAGGGUUGUCAGAGAGGAGAGGAUGGGGGCAAUAUCUAUUUAAAAACAAACCUCCUGAUGGAACUGCUCCACCCAACUCCUUCUACAGAGCACUUUAUCCCAAAAUUAUACAGGACAUAGAGACAAUAGAGUCAAACUGGCGGUGUGGAAGGCACAGUUUACAGAGGAUCCACUGCCGAAGCGAGACAAGCAAAGGGGUUUAUUGUUUACAGUAUGAUGAUCAGAAGAUAGUGAGUGGCCUACGAGACAAUACUAUCAAGAUCUGGGAUAAGAAUACAUUGGAAUGCAAGCGAAUUCUCACCGGACACACAGGUUCUGUCCUGUGCCUCCAGUAUGAUGAACGGGUGAUCAUUACUGGAUCUUCAGACUCAACAGUCAGAGUGUGGGACGUGAAUGCAGGCGAGAUGCUGAACACACUGAUCCACCACUGCGAGGCCGUGCUGCACCUGCGCUUCAAUAACGGCAUGAUGGUGACAUGUUCCAAAGACCGUUCCAUCGCCGUGUGGGACAUGGCUUCACCAACGGACAUCACCCUGAGGAGGGUGCUAGUAGGGCACCGAGCUGCUGUCAACGUAGUGGACUUUGAUGACAAGUACAUUGUAUCAGCAUCAGGUGACAGAACUAUAAAGGUAUGGAACACUAGUACCUGCGAAUUUGUGCGCACCUUAAAUGGCCACAAACGAGGCAUUGCAUGUCUGCAGUACAGAGACAGGCUAGUAGUGAGCGGCUCUUCAGAUAAUACUAUCAGGCUGUGGGAUAUCGAGUGUGGGGCAUGUUUACGAGUACUGGAAGGCCAUGAAGAGUUGGUGAGAUGCAUACGCUUUGAUAACAAGAGGAUAGUCAGUGGGGCAUAUGAUGGGAAAAUUAAAGUAUGGGAUCUUGUGGCUGCUUUGGACCCCCGUGCUCCAGCAGGGACCCUCUGCUUGCGAACCCUUGUGGAGCAUUCUGGAAGAGUCUUUCGACUUCAGUUUGACGAGUUCCAGAUUGUCAGCAGCUCACAUGAUGACACCAUCCUCAUCUGGGAUUUUCUGAAUGACCCAGCUGCCCAAGCAGAAUCCACUCGUUCCCCGUCCAGAACAUACACCUACAUCUCCAGAUAAAUAACACUACACUGUACCUCACACUCGCACAGGACUCAUUUAAGCUGCAGUAUUUAAAUGCCAGGACAAAAGAACUAUCCACGUAACCAAUACUUGCUGAAGAGAGAGGCUCUCAGACUUGUUUCUGGAACAAAGUUGGCAUGCGGUUGAUCUCAGACAGGGUCUACUCAGCGCGGCUGACUGCUAAAGUGCUGCUAUAUCAGAAGAUGACUUUUAUCUUUCAUGAACAGUUAACAUUUUUAAACCUUCCCAUCCCUCUCCUCCCUGAUCCCCCUCUUCAUGUUCACUCUGCUUCCCUUUACCCUGUUUGGUUCCCCUCCAAACCCAGUCACAGAUGUCCUAUGAAUAUAUUUAAGAUGUUGCCAGAAUGUG